This is a messenger RNA of Stegodyphus dumicola, 1383 nucleotides long. RefSeq lists its product as uncharacterized. NCBI's taxonomy places the organism in Eukaryota, Metazoa, Arthropoda, Arachnida, Araneae, Eresidae. The record is from RefSeq and is a predicted model, not a curated record.
UUGAUGUAAUUAUUUUAUCUCUGGUGAUGUGGAGUUAAAGGUCUAGCCUAGCGCACUCCGUAAAUUAACUUCCUUGAUCCUUGAUCGUCCUUUUGAGCUGACAUGGGUCCAGUACGAAGACGUUGCCGUUCCAGGUCAAGAUUCUACCAGAGGAGACCAAAUGCCUCCGACAACCAUUUUCAAUGACCAAAAUUUCUGGCGCCAUUUUAAGAACAAAGUGCAGUCUAUGUCUUGGAAAUGCAACUUCCCGACCGACAUACUACUGGAAAGCAUAGACAAAGACGCCAUUCUUUACACAGAUGCCACCAUUUUCAAACACAGAAGACAAAUUGCCCAACAGUGGGUACAGAAUGAAACUCUUUGGGUAGAAACGGUCCUCGGCGUUUGCAAAGAAAUAGCAGAUCAAAGAGAUGGUGUCUACAGUCAGCAACUCAGAAAUCUCAAAAUGCUGGAUGCUCUCGAAGAUUUCGUGGAGCAUAUCAAUUGCUUUUACUCUGUGGCAUCGGUGAUGACUUCGAAAGGACAGCCCGUGAAAGCUCUCAGCCAGUUUUCUUCUGAGCUUCACGAUAUCGACAAAAUCGACCCAGUUAUGCUGGUGGGCUAUUCGGAAAGAUUCGAAGAUAACGUCAACACGAGGCUCUGGAACUUGUGCGUCAGCAGACAUACCAGCAUCAAUCCUCAUCAUCAGACCCAUUGCAUGUGGCACGACUGUUGCAACGAUUAUAAUUUAUGCAGUUUUUGCGAAGACACAAAGGAGAAAGCUUUAAGAGAAAUGGUCUGCGACAAAGUCUCAAGACACGUCCAGAAAGAUCUUAACGGCGCUUUCAGCAGGGAAAUGUGGAAUGUUGACAUGGCAUUCUUCAAAGGGUUGCCUUACAACUGGUUACACAAAGCCAGCAUUAUGUUAGAGGACAUGAUAUAAAAUAUAAUCGAAUGGUACAGAUCUUAUCUGAAAGGGAAAGGUCUUCCCAUAAAGCAAUGGAAAAGGAGUGGAAAAAUUUCCUUUACAGGAUUUUGAAGAAGAUAAUAUCUCUAAAUUAUUCAUUUAAAUUAUAUCUAAUCCAUCUGUCGAAAGCCUAUUUUCCACCAAAUACCAUAUUUAUGUGCAGAUAUUCCUCUUAUAACAAGGUUUCGCUCUGUUAUAUAAGAGAGAUAUAUAUUAUAACUGUAUAAUACUAUAAUGUUAUAACAUUAAAAACAUUUUGUCAUUCCUAGGCGCAACUAUUGCGAAGUUAUACUUUAGUCCCAAGCUUUGUCUGAAAGUAAGAAAACAACUCAAAGGAAAAUUUAUUUCUUGUUUGGAAAUGAAAAUACAGAUUUUUAAUUGUUUGUUAAAAGGAGAAAAUAUAUAUAUAUAUAUCUUAAUAAGGGGACAAUUACUCG